Molecule: messenger RNA, 975 nt
Organism: Hymenoscyphus albidus
Lineage: Eukaryota; Fungi; Ascomycota; Leotiomycetes; Helotiales; Helotiaceae
Source: the annotation of a GenBank genome assembly
UGAAACUUGGAUGCGGAAUUGCUACUUCGCUGUACACAUUGGCUCGUAGUAGUUCAAUGACUCGCUUAGCAGCGGCAGCUGCCACUCACCCAUUUGCUUGCCAACUAUUUUGUUGACGGGUCUCCACUCCGCUUCUGGGACUAAGGCGUGACAUAGCUAUGAUAUUGGAUAGGAGGUGUAUGUAUGAUUUGGAAUUCUGGAUCGAUGCAGGCUGUGUUGUUGUAGGUUUGUUGAGUGGAGUCUGGGUGGUUUGAGAGAGGGAAGUAUAUAUAACACCUACCAAAUACCACCAUCCAAGACUUCCUUCACAAGCCCACCUGAAAAACUCCUUUCAACCAAACCAAACCAAAAAAUCAACUUCUCAAAAAUGUCUUUCCACAACACCGCCCAGGACAUCCGUGUCGAUGAUAGCCACAUCCUCCGCGCCCGUCUCCAGAACAACAACGGCGACUGGGUAGAUGCUGAGAUGGAUCUCAACACCUGUCUUGCAAACAACGAUGGUAAGACUCCCUUGUCCCUUUCCUUCUUUUCAUCCUCGUGCACUCCUUCUCCUCCAUCUCCCCUACGAACACUCCAAGCUAACAAAUACUUUCUCCAACCAGGCCGCUUCGAAUGGACCGGCCAAGGCUUCUCCAACUCCAUCCAAAGUAUGUCCUUCUCCAUCGAAGGCGGCGCCAACGUCCCUAUCCUACGCGCCGAGCUCCUGAACGUUGAGGGACAGUGCUGUGGUGCGGAUGUGAAUCUCGCUGAGCGAAUCGCUAACGAGGAUGGGCGGUUUGUGUUCAGUAAGUCGACAAACAGCUUUUAAGGUAGAGGGAGGAAGCUAAUGUUCGGUGUAGUUUAGAUGGUGAACAUGUUUGUGGAGAAGGGAAGGAGGCGUGGUGGAUGAAACUACAUGGAGAUGAGGGUAUCGUGGCUUAGAUGCUGGGUUUAUAUCUUAUUCUUGAUCUCUCUCUGUGUUUUGGUUUAUUUUUG